This is a messenger RNA of Olea europaea var. sylvestris, 2455 nucleotides long. Its product is annotated as pentatricopeptide repeat-containing protein At3g47530. The coding region runs from base 111 to 1985 and encodes 624 amino acids. Gene Ontology annotation, molecular function: RNA binding; zinc ion binding; protein binding. Lineage: Eukaryota; Viridiplantae; Streptophyta; Magnoliopsida; Lamiales; Oleaceae. The transcript has a single exon. The record is from RefSeq and is a predicted model, not a curated record. Gene Ontology annotation, biological process: RNA modification.
UCUACCCGCCAUUUGUACACCUUUCUGCUACUGGUUCAAAUCAGAGGUAACAUGCUCAACUGCAAUUCAAAUUUUUGCAGCCAAAAUCAACCACCCGUAACUCCAAAUUAAUGGAAACUGUUAAUUCUUUCCUUCUUUCACAAUCGCUCCGUCAUUUCUCGGUCCUUCGCUUCCACUCUGCAGCGGCGGCUGCACUUGAAUACCAGCACCACCCUCCGUCCAACCCAAACUCCACAGCACCUAAUGCCCAUCAAGAAAAGACAAUCAUUUCCCUAACAAAAUCUUGCACCCACAAAACCCAAUUGCUUCAACUCCAAACGCAUCUACUGCGCAAUUUUCACUUUUAUAAUCCCACCGUUUUUCUCUCCUUUCUCUCCCGUAUUGCGUUCCCUCCGUUACAUGAUUUAUCCUAUUCUUAUAAGAUCUUUUGCCAGUUCCCAGCGCCUAAUGUUUUGUUAUACAACACCAUGAUCAGAGCUCAUUCGUUAAGAAAUGACGUGGCUAAGAAUGGGGUUUUGUUAUAUCAAGAAAUGCUUCAUUCGGGCAUUUCACCAAACGCCUUGACGUCGAUGUAUGCAACGAAGUGUUGCAUAAAGUUUGGAUCUUUGUUCAGUGGGACACAGAUUCACGCUAGGAUUUUGAAAGAUGGGCAUCAAUCUGAUAGCCUUUUGCUAACAACAUUGAUGGAUUUUUAUUCGUCUAUGGAGAAAGGUAGUGAAGCUCAUAAAGUAUUUGAUGAAAUAUCUCAUAGAGAUACUGUUGCUUGGAAUGUGUUAAUUUCUUGCUUCAUGCGCAACAGGCGAACUCGAGAUAUAUUGGGUUUGUUUGAUGCAAUGAGAAAUUCAAAUAAGUGUCAACCUGACGAAGUCACUUGUCUCUUUGUACUUCAGGCUUGCGCUAGCUUGAAUGCAUUGGAAUUUGGUGAACGGGUUCAUAAGUACAUUGAAGAACAUGAUUUUCACAAUAUGAGGAAUGUUUGCAAUUCUCUCAUAGUAAUGUAUUCACGCUGCGGAUGUGUGGAAAAAGCUUAUGAUGUGUUUAAAGGGAUGGUUAACAGAGAUGUUGUGACAUGGAGUGCAAUGAUUUCGGGUUUAGCUUCUAAUGGUUAUGGUAGAGAUGCAAUUGAGGCUUUCAAAGAGAUGCAAAGAGCAGGCAUUGUGCCCGAUGACCAGACUUUUACUGGGGUUUUAUCGGCUUGUAGUCACUCGGGGCUAGUCAAUGAGGGUGGGAUGUUCUUCAAGGCUAUGAAGAGAGACUUCGGAGUUGUGCCUAACAUUCACCAUUAUGGAUGUAUGGUAGAUAUCUUAGGCCGUGCCGGUCUGGUGGAUGAGGCUUAUGACCUAGUAAUUUCCAUGCCAAUUAAACCAGAUGCGGCCAUGUGGAGGACAUUGCUUGGAGCAUGUAGAAUUCAUCGACAUGUAAUCCUUGGCGAAAGAGUUAUUGAGCAUUUGAUUGAACUCAAGGCUCAAGAAGCAGGGGACUAUGUUCUCUUGCUGAAUAUAUAUUCUUCAGUGGGAAACUGGGAGAAGGUUAUAGAAGUGAGGAAAUUGAUGAAGGACAAAGGAAUUCAAACGACACCUGCUUCUAGUACAAUCGAGUUGAAAGGGCGAGUGCACGAGUUUGUUGCAGACGAUGUUUUUCAUCCACGCAAGAAAGAAAUUUAUGAUAAGCUGGAUGAAAUUAAUCAACAACUAAGAAUUGCUGGUUAUGUUGUUGAAAUAACUUCAGAAUUGCAUAAUGUGGAAGAAAAUAGUAAGCAAUAUGCACUAUCUUAUCACAGCGAGAAAUUGGCAAUUGCUUUUGGAGUUCUUGCUACCCCACCUGGCACAACAAUAAGAGUUGCAAAAGAUCUCCGAAUUUGUGUAGACUGCCAUAAUUUUGCCAAAAUUCUGUCGGCUGUUUAUAAUCGGAAAGUAGUCAUCAGAGAUCGUAAUCGUUUUCAUCAUUUCCAAGAAGGAUUCUGCUCGUGCAAUGAUUAUUGGUGAUGAUAUAAUUUGACAAAUCUCAUGCUGUAACAAGGUAACAGGAAGAUAUAGCUGGGGAUGUUCGUCCUCACUUAGAUGACACCACUUUCUUGUGCAGAUGGCUUUCACCUACCCUACCUGAGGAAGUAUGUAGCAAAAUCCACUAAAGGCUUCAUUUUAAGGAAGGCAGUUUAGGCUAAAGUUACUAUGACCAAAUGCUCUUGAUUUUAGGAUGAUUAAAUGAGAUGGACUUGCUAUGAAAGGAAAUAACGUCAAGGUGAGGUCUGUCUGUUGCAGCUAGUAGAAGUUCAUCAAGUUACAUAGUCUCUGAUGCUUAGAGGAUACCAUUCAAACCUCACUAAGAUUCCUAGUAAUUGUCGUGAGAACUGUAUAAGCCAUCUAAAGCAGCUAAUCUGUAACACAUUUGCCUCAUGUUACAUCGAAGUUGGAUAAUUGGAUUCAAUUAUAGAACAAAAUGAAUUGAAAAUUUA